CUACCUGGCAUAAAACUAAAUUGAUUCUCAAAAAUACUUGUCUCCAAUCUCAUCCUGUGCUCAAUUACUUUCUCCCAUAAUUUCAUUGUGUGGCUCAUGAGUUUAAUCCCUCUAUAGUUAGUACAAUUCUGAAUAUCUCCUUUAUUUUUAUAAAUAGGAAUUAAUGUACUUUUCCUCCACUCAUCAGGCAUUUUCUUGGACCGUAAAAUCACAUUAAAUAACUUAGUUAACCAUCUCACCCCUUCUUCACCUAAAUAUUUCCACGCUUCAAUAGAUAUACAAUCAGGUCCGUUGGCUCUACCAUUUGCCAUUUUCUUAAGAGCUUCCUUCACCUCCUUAUCACGUAUUAUUCGAUAAAAUGACAAAUUUUGUUCUCCUUCACCAGUUACUAAAUCCUCCAAGUUAUUAGAUGAAUCCUCUCUAUCAUUGAAAAGUUUAGAAAAGUAAGGUGUAUUAAGGAUGAAGAGGGAAGAAUUUUAGUUACAGAUGAUGAAAUUAAAAAUAGAUGAGAGACUUACUUUUCUAAACUUUUCAACGAUGGAGAGGGUUUAUCUAGUAACUUGGAGGAUUUAGUAACUGGUGAAGGAGAACAAAAUUUGUCAUUGUAUCGAAUAAUACGUAAUAAGGAGGUAAAGAAAGCUCUUAAGAAAAUGGCAAAUGGUAGAGUCAAUGGACCUGAUUGUAUAUCUAUCGAAGUGUGGAAAUGUUUAGGUGAAGAAGGGGUGAGAUGGUUAACUAAGUUAGUUAAUGUGAUUUUACGGUCCAAGAAAAUGCCUGAUGAGUGGAGGAGAAGUACAUUAAUUCCUAUUUAUAAAAAUAAAGGAGAUAUUCAGAAUUGUACUAACUAUAGAGGGAUUAAACUCAUGAGCCACACAAUGAAAUUGUGGGAGAAAGUAAUUGAGCACAGGUUGAAAUUGGAGACAAGUAUUUCUGAGACUCAGUUUGGUUUUAUGCCAGGUAGAUCAACUACAGAGGCGAUUUAUCUACUAAGGGGAUUAAUGGAAAAGUAUCGUUGUAAAGAUAAAGAUCUACACAUGGUUUUUGUUGAUUUGGAAAAAGCUUAUGACCGUAUACCAAGAGAAGUGCUUUGGAAAGCGUUAGAAAAAAAGGGAGUACGGAUUGCUUAUAUUAAAGCCAUAUAAGAUAUGUAUGAGGGGGUAAAAACUAGUAUAAGAACGCCUAGUGGUCAAACAAAAGAUUUUCCUAUAAAGAUUGGACUACAUCAGGGAUCAUUUCUGAGCCCUUAUUUGUUCAACUUGAUCUUAAAUAUUUUGACGGAACAUAUUCAAGGGGAAGUUCCGAAAUGUAUGCUCUUCGCCGAUGAUAUAGUUCUUAUAGCAGAGACAAGAGAAGAGGUUAAUUGCAAACUUGAGUUAUGGAGGAGGACAUUGGAGUCGAAAGGUUUUCGUCUGAGUAGAAGUAAGACGGAAUAUUUAUAUUGUAAAUUUGGUAAAGGACUAUUUGACAAUAAUUUGGAAGUGAAAUUGGGAGAUCAAAUUAUAUCUCAAGUGGAAAAGUUUAGAUAUUUGGGAGCCAUUAUUCAAAAUGAUGGCGAAAUCAGUGGAGAUAUUUCACAUAGAAUUCAAGUUGGAUGGUUUAAUUGGAGAAAAACUAAAGGAGUUAUUUGCGACCGUAAGGUGCCUAAUAAACUUAAAGGAAAGUUUUAUCGCACUGCUAUCAGACCGGCAAUGUUAUAUAGUAGUGAAUGUUGGGCUCUAACGGGACAACAAGGGCAUAAAAUUGGAGUAGCAGAGAUGAGAAUGUUACAAUGGAUGUGCGGACAUACACGUAAAGAUAAAAUUCGAAAUGAGCACGUACGCGAAAAAGUGAGGGUGGCACCUAUUGAGGAAAAAAUGGUAGAAAAUCGAUUGAGAUGGUUUGGGCAUGUACAAAGAAGACCAAGGGAGGCACCAGUGAGAAGAGUGAAAAAUAUAACUUUGAGUCCGAUUAAGAGAGGUAGAGGAAGGCCUAAGAGAAUACUCUUGGAAGUUAUUGAACGCGAUCUCUUAAUUAAUAAUAUUCCUAAAAGCUUGAUAAAUGAUAGAGCACAAUGGCGUCUUGCAAUUCAUGUAGCCGACCCCACUUAGUGGGAUAAAGGCUUGUUGUUGUUGUUGUUUUUGCUUGAUUUUGAUUUCAUAUUUUAAUAUAAAUUUAUCUUCUUUAUUUCUCUCUACCUAUUUGGGAUUCUAUCAUUUGGUAUUAGAGCUGUUUUAUUUGAAGAUGGCACUUACCGAUUCUAUUGCCCUUCUUGAUGAAUCCACACCCUCCUCCUUCCCAUCAUACACUUCCUCCACUAGUUAUAGAUCAUUACGGCAAUCUUAUAUCAUAUCUUGUCUUGACAUUAUUAAUGGUGAACUUGGCUUGAAAACCCAAGUGAGUAAUUCUCAAACCCAACAGCCCAGCAAUGUUCCCACUGUUAAAGGCAAAGCUAGCCACAUUGGCGUAGGAGUUAGGAGAGACGUCAAAAUCCGUAAAUUUGGAGUCAAGAAACCCAUGUCAGUUUAUAAAGCCAUGAAUUUGGUUUUAGAAUUUGAAGGGAAGUCACAACACAUUCGCAGGCCCAAUUCACAGAGCCAAUUCAACGAGAAUAGAGCUCGUUUGACUGGGUCUUCAGUACCCACACAUGACAGCAGAGGCCUUCAGAGCUCUAAGCUUCUAUUAUAAAACCCAGUUUGUCCUAGAGCUUGAAUGUCAGUGUUGUCAUGAUAAAGGUCUCUGAUUUCCAUCCGGAGUUACCUUUAAACUUGGACAAUUCUGCAAGUCAUCUUUUUCUCUUUGUGAAAUUAUUGAAGAUGGCAUGAAACUCAUCUCUCCUCUAGAAGAGGACGCUGAAGCUGAAACCAAGCUAGAAAGUGCCGAAAAUUCCAUCAUUGUAGUUUUGAGGAGGACUGCUACAGCAAUGAUGAAGCUUCAGGGAACCCUCUUCAAGAUUUUGCACUUGGCAGUUAGCAGGUCUAUACAAGAUAGCUAUUGUCUCGCCUUGAGAAGGCAGAUUCCCAAGGGGGGAGUAUUGAUAGAGUGCAGAAGUAUGGGAUAAAAGGGUGUGUGGGGUAGUUGGAGAUAUAUUAAGAACAAUUAUUAUUUUUCAAGUUAUUUUAGAUGUUAUCUGUUUGAUAAUUUUUUUUAGAUUAUUUUUCGGCUUUGUUGAGUGGUCCUUAAGUUUGGGAGUAGUGGGUUGUGGACUCAUGGUAUUUGGAGAUUAAGUUAGAAUUUAUGUUUAUUUAUUUAUUUUUCAAGUAGUUAUUCCCCAUUAUCUUAGUUAUGGAUUAAUGGGAGUAUUUUUAGAAAUUAUUAGUUAUUUUUUUGUCUUCCUUAUUUCUCUCUACCUAUUUGGGAUACUAUCAAAUUGCAUAUCGGGUACAAUUAUAGGCAUUUAUGCUUUCCUGAUUCCUCUCUGUUUCUGUUUAUAUCUCUCCUUCUCUAUCAUGUAUAUAUCUUGAACAGCUUAAUGGAAUGAAUAGAGUUUUUGGUCACCCAAAUCCACAUCUACUAGCAGCCUAGUUAUUAUUCAGUGUUAUCAUGUCUGUUAUCUAUCAGUACAAUAUAAUAGAAUAUAUUAUUCUUGCAAUCUUACUCUUU
Molecule: messenger RNA, 3579 nt
Organism: Prosopis cineraria
Lineage: Eukaryota; Viridiplantae; Streptophyta; Magnoliopsida; Fabales; Fabaceae
Exons: 2
Coding region: 1146-2087 (313 amino acids)
Source: RefSeq, a predicted model, not a curated record